Messenger RNA from Thyridium curvatum, 2436 nucleotides. RefSeq lists its product as uncharacterized. Lineage: Eukaryota; Fungi; Ascomycota; Sordariomycetes; Thyridiales; Thyridiaceae. Gene Ontology annotation, biological process: galactose metabolic process. The record is from RefSeq and is a predicted model, not a curated record. Bases 1 to 2436 code for a protein of 811 amino acids. Gene Ontology annotation, molecular function: nucleic acid binding. The transcript is spliced from 6 exons.
AUGGCAACCACGGCCGCAAUGGCGACCGAUGUCAAGAAACUGUCUUUUGCAAAGGUCGUCGCAUCUGGCUCAAGAGACAAAGUAACUCCGAGGCCUUCAGCUAUGCCCCAUGCUACACCGUCUCCUCGAUCGCGGGAGGCCAAACCAGCAGAGCGGCAAGCGCCUACCACGACCACGACUGCCGAGCCAGAAACACUCGGCGACCCGCCAACGUCAGGAGAUGCAGAGGGGAUCGUGUCUGUACACUCGGCAGUGCCAUCGGACGCCCAGAUGGGAGACGAAAACAAGGUUGUUGAGGGCCUCAAGGAGCUGUCCCUGCGGACUAGUCAACCAAGUCUAGUUGUCAAUGGGAGCGGAUCUAUCUCCACCGACAGAUCAAGCAAAAUCGGCAACAGCCAGACACCUUCGGACGAAGCCUCGCAGAAGGCCGACUCAAACUCGGAGCUCGGCACUAAGCCUCCCAGCCUUGACGGCAAGAGCAUCACCUCGGGCACGACGUUCAAUGCUCUCGACGAGAAGGAGUCUCUCCGACCAGAUGACAGUGCCAGCGUCAAGGCUGCAGCUGAAGACGAUGAUACCUUCUCCAUCCGUGGAUCCAUGUUUCCUAACUCGCGCAUGGGAUCCGAGGUGGCAGCUCGAGUGCAUCGUAUCCAGAUUGGAGAUAUGCCGCCGCGCACCAUGACCCAGAUGUUACCUGAUUCCCGCCUGCGGGGAUCGGUCACGCCCCAGAGCGCCUCAUCUGGCCCGCCUGCGAUGCCGGACAGUCACAUGCCGCUUGCUGCAGCAACUUCAGGCUCUGAAGCAAUCAGCAUCGGGUACAGGCAGAACCCAGAUGACAAACUUCUGGAAGCCAUGCGCUCCCCCAAGGACCGGCUGUUCUUGUUGCGACUGGAAAAGGACGUCAUCGAGUUUGUCCAAGAUUCCAAGGAACCCUUCAUGGAUCUGCCUCCCUGCAAUUCUUUCUGCCGCAUGCUCACUCACAAACUGGCCGAUUACUACCAUAUGACACACUCAUUCGAGGCCGUCGCCGGUGCAGUGCGUAUCUACCGCACCCCGUUCUGUCGUGUUCCACCAUCCCUUGCAAGCAUUGCGGCCGCGAACGAGACGAGCAGCAGUACUCCGCCUCCUGCCCUUCUACCUAGAAAGAUCAUGCGUCGUGGCGAAGACAGCGAACUGGCUGCAUCGAGCGGUGGGCCUUCCAAGCCAACCUCGGAGGAUGGCAGCGAUUCGAAGGACAAGAAUGCUCCUACCAAAGAGAAGCUGUCACGGGAAGAGCGUGAACAGAAAUACAACCAGGCCCGAGAGCGCAUCUUUGGCAGUGCUGCGCCAACAGAGACUUCUACUCCAGACAACGAAGAUGGAACAGGGAUCUCGCGCGCAAGUUCAGUGUCGGCCAAGGACAAAUCCAACACAGGCAAGAAUCGCAAGACCAGCCGGCAGAGACGUGAUGACUCUGAGAGCUUCGAUUCACGCUCCCAGUAUACCCCGUAUUACGGCCACCCGCAGCAGACUACGUGGGUUUCGCCACAGUACGUGCCUGUUGGAACGCCCCAGUACGCACCACAGAUGCAGCCGCAGCAAUUCCCAGGUCCCAUGCCGCAGGCUCCUUACGGAACACCGCCGAACCAGGGUUAUCAGCAAAUGAUGCCCGCGAACGGAUAUCCUCAGGGUAACAACAUGCAGGCAUAUCCUGUUCAGCAGGCUCAGCAGCAACGAUACCAACAGCCCCCAGCCACUGCCCAGAUGGCAAAUUACGCUGCCCCAAUGCAAAAUACCGCCCAGCCUGGCUGGCAACAGGCACAGAAUUUCAACCAGAGUCCCUACCAGUCCCGGGCGGUGCCAUCGCAUGUUGGCAUCCCGUACGCCUUUGGCCAGCUUCCCGUAAAUGCAAACCCGAAUGACCCUAAGAGCCAGCAUCCUAUCCCGGGCAGUUACGCUGGAAACUAUAAUCGCCAUGGCUUCAACCCCAAGACACAGUCUUUUGUCCCCGGAGCGACCGGCAUGAGCCCUAUGCAGGCUCAACUGAUGCCGUACACUGCCGGGCCACAGCAGAUUCCGAUCCCGCAACAAGUUGGGCAGCCUCACUACAGACCUGACGGGUACCAGCAGCCCAUGCCACCGCAGCCACCGUACGGCGCUAAUGGCGCUGGCUACGGUAUGAUGAGGCAAGGCUCCAACACUUCGCUGCCGCCAUAUCCCAUGCAGCACCCGCCGCAACAGGCUGCGUACCAGGUACCGCUUCACAUGCCUCCCAACCCUCACCAGCCGCACCUCAUCCCCGGCGGCCCGCCGCCGCACAUUCCUAACAAGCCGGUCGCGCCUCAGGGAGUAGCGCCUAACAUGCCCGGUCCUGCUAAUGGCGGCGCUGGCCAUUUCGGCAACCUGCCGAAUUACGGCAACCCUGCGACACUGCCGCAGAGGCCUACCACCAACUAG